Chelmon rostratus (copperband butterflyfish) is the source of this 1197-nucleotide messenger RNA. RefSeq lists its product as uncharacterized. The transcript has 3 exons. Gene Ontology annotation, molecular function: MHC class II protein binding; protein tyrosine kinase binding. NCBI's taxonomy places the organism in Eukaryota, Metazoa, Chordata, Actinopteri, Chaetodontiformes, Chaetodontidae. The coding region runs from base 74 to 949 and encodes 291 amino acids. The record is from RefSeq and is a predicted model, not a curated record. Gene Ontology annotation, cellular component: membrane raft; external side of plasma membrane. Gene Ontology annotation, biological process: T cell activation; interleukin-15-mediated signaling pathway; positive regulation of ERK1 and ERK2 cascade.
CACAGGAAAUGAAGACAGUCAUCUAGAGAGAGCAGCAACAGCAGCAGAGAGACAACAGAGCUGUCGAGUUGACAUGACGGGCAUAAAAUACCUGAUGAGAGUUCUGCUGCUCACCUGUCUACUUCUAAUAGGUGGACGGUGCAAAAAAGAAGCAGUGUUUGUGUACAGCACACUGCGAGGUGAUGUUCUCCUGCCAUGUGCCAACCUGGUUUCCUCAGACUGCUCCCUCAUCUCCUGGACUUUCUUCAAAGUCGGCCAGGUACGGCUCACUCAGGAGGUCAGCGGGGGUCAGGUGAGGGUGGACUCGGACAAAUUCAGCCGCAUGUCCAUCACAUCCAAUUGUUCUCUCCAUCUCCGUGACCUCCGGGUCGACGACGCCGGCUCCUACGUCUGCCUGGAUAAUGGAAACGCCAUCAGUGACAUCUACGUCUCUCUCCUCACCAUCACUUCAUUUUCCACCAUCACUGAACUGCAGCCUGGAGGAAACCUCACCCUGAACUGCAUCCUCUUCACUUACUAUGAUGCUGGGAGCUGCAAGUCAUACUCCAGUGUGUUCAACCUCAGCUUCACUGCCGAAGAUAGUACUGUGCUGCCCAACGACAACAGGUACAAGCUGACUGGCCACACCCGCUGCAAUAUCACUCUGGUUGCAAACCUUCAGAGGGAAGACAACAACAGGAAGUGGAGGUGUCAGGUGAACACCAAAGAAAACAGGAGGGUAGCGUUUAUAGACUUCACGUCCACCUUUUUGUUUGAAAAUCCUCCCACUGCCCAGAACCGAAAUCCUUCAGCUACCACUGAUUGUCCAGUCCACCUGCCCAUCAGCCGCAUCAUGCUCUGUCUGUCUCUGCCAGUCAUGGUGAUCAUAGUGGGACUCAUCACACGGGGAGGAGACCAUAAGAGGGCCAAAACAUCUGCUGCUGGCAUCGAGCCCCGGGAUUCGGACUGACUGUUCAUCACUGUUUUUGUUAAGAUUUUGCUCACAGAAUUUAUCAGGCAACAAAUACAGCAGCCAUAUUUAAAAGAGCUUAAAAUGUACAGAUGUAGCAGUUUGUAAAUGUGUAUCAUAUACUGUGUUUUUAUCAGGAGAUUCACGUAGAAACUCAAAAAAUCACGACAGAACAAAAAAAAAAAACGUAGUUCAAUGCAAAAUAAAAUCCAACUUUUUUUAAUCUGCUUUUUGCCAUCAAACAGCUU